AUGGCCGAUCCAUCUGGCGGUGUUCCUUUUGUGAUGCAAAAUCUGCAAGAAGGGAACCGAUAUAUCAAAAAAGGCAACAUCUUGCUCCCAUGCCCUUCAUUCGAAAAGCCCGAAGACAUCUUAAACCUUCCCCCUGAUGAAGAGGUUAUUAUCGUUCUCGGCAGACAGAUGGGCAGGGUUGUACUUGAGUAUGACUUCUCCAUCGUGAGAAAAUCUGGGCAUGGAGUGCGACCGCCUGAGGCUGAAGCAAUGAGACUUGUAUCUAGGCAUACCUCCGUUCCUUCGCCUGAAGUGAUUUUUACACACUUUUAUGGUGACCGUGGAAGUAUCGACAUGACUCGUAUUCCAGGAAUGCGUCUAGAAAAGAAGUGGGAUACACUGGAUGAGAAGAGCAAAGAGUUCGUCUGUCUGCAAGUCUGGGACAUGAUUUCCAAAAUACGCGCCAUCCCGCGUCCACCAGAGCUCGAGGGUCCUUUCCAAUGCCUCGCCGAUGGGUCUCUAUCAAGGGACGCACUGCUCGCGGAUCUGCAAGAUCCGGGCCGACCCCUGAUGAAUGAUUCAGAUCUGCGAAGUCGCAUAUACGAGCGCUAUCUUCACUUUGGAGGAAGCCGAUACGAACGCGAGUUGCCUGACAUGCUGCCACGCUCUGACUGUAGUGUGUUCACGCACGCCGAUAUUGCACCUCGCAAUAUUAUGGUUGAUGAACAGAACACAGUCACGGGUAUUCUUGACUGGGAAUGGGCGGGAUGGUACCCGGAUUAUUGGGAGUAUGCGCAGAUCAUGAGGCCUGCUUUCGAGGGUGACUUCAAAGAGUGGAUGGACCUGACUGCACCUCAGAGAUGGGAUAUCAGUGGGAUUAAUGCCGCCAGGCGGGUCUUGUUUUAA
This is a messenger RNA of Aspergillus viridinutans, 885 nucleotides long. RefSeq lists its product as uncharacterized. Lineage: Eukaryota; Fungi; Ascomycota; Eurotiomycetes; Eurotiales; Aspergillaceae. The coding region runs from base 1 to 885 and encodes 294 amino acids. The record is from RefSeq and is a predicted model, not a curated record. The transcript has a single exon.